Messenger RNA from Linum trigynum, 1782 nucleotides. The record is from the annotation of a GenBank genome assembly. NCBI's taxonomy places the organism in Eukaryota, Viridiplantae, Streptophyta, Magnoliopsida, Malpighiales, Linaceae.
UUCAUAGGGAUAAAAUUACCGACUAAUGCAAUUGUCAUUUUCAUGAACAAUCACGACUUAUUUUCAUAUUCUGAAAGAAAUGUAAAAUACUUUUAUUAUUGGGGAUUCGAACUUGUGAUGGUAAAGAUAAACUUAAUAGAAAUUAAAUUACAAAGGAAUGAGUUGCAUUAUAGUGGCAAGAUGUUGUUGUGUCGUGAAUUUAAAGGUGUGUUGAUUCGAUCUCCCAUAUAUACAACCUUAGGAGUUGAUUAUAUUUUUAUCUAAAAAUACUAAAAUAGGCUUGUCUUGUGACACACAUAAUCAGGCUUGACUCCGCCUAUGUAUCGUGUCCUAUCUAAGGUUAGUUUAGAGUUGGUCCAGUAACAUCAUCUACGUGUGAAUAUCUCGACGGGUUAAUUGCAUGGUUGGUCAAUGAGAUUACAAAAAACGUUCAUGUUUGGUCACUAGAAAUAUUUUUAAAUCCAAUCUUGGUCACUUAAAGUAGUUAAAUGGUUCGAAUUUGGUCACUCCCCGUCCAACUCUGUUAAAUUUGUCUGAUGUGGCAGUCAACCCUCAAAGUUGACCGUUAAGUCAGUUACGUGGCAAUUAAAAAAUAAUAAAUAAAAUAAAUUUUAAUCUUCUACCAUUUCCAACUCAUUUUCACAAUAAAAUAAAAUAAAUAAAUAAAAAUUAUUAUAGUUACACCAUGGAUCUGGGUUUACUGAAAACAUAGAUUUGGAUCUUGAAGAGGAACUCACCCUGUCUGGAUAUGCUUGUUGACUCGAGUUCCUUUUGGGGCUACAUGAUGGUGGUGAAACGCACCUCAGCUCCCACGGUGCCUAGCCUAUGCGGCUUUAAUUUUAGAACCGGGAGCAUGGCGUCGGUGAACCGGACCCCAUCGGUGACCUGUUGAACCAUCAGUAGGGAGUUGGUCGGAUCCGCCGUGAUGUACGUGGUCUGGGAUUUCUUUGAGGAGGCGCGUGGCUUCCGCUUGGUGACCUUUCUGGUAGCGCCGGGGGCCGCGGAGAGAAGUUGAUCCAGCCCUAAUCAAGAAAGGUAGGAUGGACAAACACGUUGAGCUCUUGUACUGCAUCUUCGAAGCGUUCGGAGUGUUGGCCAAGAAUUGCCACCUGCUGGAUGACCACCAACUGUUCGACAAAAUUUGCCAGUUACUACAACAAACUAAGAUGACCACGGCUGACGUUGCAGAGCAUUUGAUGCCGAAGACCGUCCCGCCGAAUGUAGAUGUUUGCUUGAGUAGUCCGGAGCAGGGCCUUGAAGUCGCGGAAGAGGAGGUGGCGGCGAGAUCGAAAGUAGAGGAAGAAGGAAUGAACAAGGAGGAGAAAGAGAUUAGUGCCGCUCAGCGGAGCGCCCCAUUUUCAAUUUCUAAUUAUAAUAUUUUUUGUUUUAUUUAUUUUACUUUAUUGUGAAAAUGAGUUGAAAAUGGUAGAAGAUUCAAAUUUAUUUUAUUUAUUAGUUUUUAAUUGCCACAUCACUGACUUAACAGUCAACUUUGAGUAGGGGUGGCUAUUUGGACCGGGACCGGAUUAAAAACCGAAAACCGGACCGUAUAACCGGGACCGGAUAGUAAACAAUCCAAUCCAAUCUUUGGGCUUAGAUUUGAUGUAAAAAAUCGGAUAAAGACCGGAUAAGAGAGCUCAACACCCAAAACUUAAGGGUAAUUUGCAUAAACGGUCACAAACCUUUGCACUUAGUACAAAACUUAACCAACUCCUCACCCUUUAAGGCCUUAGGCCACUCAAAUCCCACAAUCUCAAUGUAAAAUCAAGACCGAAUUGGGAC